Messenger RNA from Populus nigra (black poplar), 1643 nucleotides. RefSeq names its product lipoyl synthase, mitochondrial. The transcript has 4 exons. NCBI's taxonomy places the organism in Eukaryota, Viridiplantae, Streptophyta, Magnoliopsida, Malpighiales, Salicaceae. The coding region runs from base 139 to 1296 and encodes 385 amino acids. Gene Ontology annotation, molecular function: lipoate synthase activity; 4 iron, 4 sulfur cluster binding. Gene Ontology annotation, biological process: lipoate biosynthetic process. Gene Ontology annotation, cellular component: mitochondrion. The record is from RefSeq and is a predicted model, not a curated record.
GCCUUCCAAAUUCCAGACAGUCCACAAACUGCAAAUCCCACCCCACGACCAAGACCAACCACCCAAAUCCCUCCCUCCACCUCAACCUCUCCACGCUCUCUCCUCGCCGCCUCCGCCUCCUUCUAUUUCAAUCAAACAAUGCAAUCACGCUUCACAUCCUUAGCAACUCGCACCCUCAAAUCCACAACAACCAAAGCUAAAACUCGAACUUUCUCUUCCUCCACAGUCGAAUCCUCCACGAAACAACCCCCACAAUUCUCCCAAACCCUAGCGGGUCUGCGCGCUCGAUUAGCCGUGGAAUCUCCCACGCUCUCCGACUUCAUCCACCUCCAAUCCAACAACACCUACUCCGUCGAAGUUGGAACCAAAAAGAAACCACUCCCAAAACCUAAAUGGAUGAGAGAAGCCAUUCCAGGUGGCGAAAAGUACGUUCAGAUUAAGAAGAAAUUGAGAGAAUUGAAACUCCAUACUGUUUGCGAAGAAGCUAAAUGCCCUAAUUUGGGGGAGUGCUGGUCCGGUGGCGAAACCGGCACUGCCACUGCUACGAUUAUGAUACUCGGCGAUACAUGUACUCGUGGCUGCCGGUUUUGUAAUGUGAAGACGUCGCGGACGCCUCCUCCGCCUGAUCCAAAUGAGCCAACUAAUGUAGCAGAGGCAAUUGCGUCUUGGGGUUUGGAUUAUGUUGUGAUUACGAGUGUGGAUCGUGAUGAUUUGGCUGAUCAAGGAAGUGGUCAUUUUGCGGAAACUGUACAAAAGUUGAAGACACUCAAGCCAAACAUGUUGAUAGAAGCCUUGGUUCCUGAUUUUCGAGGAGACGGUGGUUGCGUAGAGAAAGUUGCAAAAUCAGGACUAGAUGUUUUCGCUCACAACAUUGAAACAGUUGAAGAGCUUCAGAGUUCUGUACGGGAUCAUCGUGCUAAUUUUAAGCAAUCUUUAGAUGUUUUAAUGAUGGCUAAAGAAUAUGCUCCGCCUGGGACACUUACCAAGACUUCAAUAAUGUUAGGCUGUGGAGAAGCGCCUGAACAAGUCGUGAAAACAAUGGAGAAGGUGAGAGCAGCAGGUGUUGAUGUGAUGACGUUUGGUCAAUAUAUGAGACCAUCCAAGCGUCAUAUGCCAGUAUCUGAAUACAUUACUCCUGACGCUUUUGAGAAGUAUAAAACACUUGGCAUGGAAAUGGGAUUUCGAUAUGUGGCAUCUGGUCCCAUGGUUAGGUCAUCAUACAAGGCAGGUGAAUUCUACAUCAAAUCCAUGAUAGAAUCUGAUCGGUCUGUUUCUUCGCAGCUUCCUAUCUCCUGAUGGAUGCUUUAUUCAUCUUGUCCUAUUAUAUUUCACUUUUAACCUAUUUGCUUGUGAAUUUGAUUAUCAACUACAUGGACCCAAAACAUGAGUUCUGGCAGCAAGUCGAAAGCAAUAAUGUUACAAGUUGUCAGAGGCCAUCCUUGCAAAUUGUUUCAAGGUUACAUCAGGUCGAGGUCUUUCUAAUCUGCUGCUGUUGUAAAUUCAAUCUGCUACAUGUCUUAACCCCGUAUCUUUUGUUUUCAUUAUUUUUCUUAAUAAAAUUUCAUAUUUUUAUCUAAAAGAGAAGAAACCCGGUACGUUGUGAUCAUGAAGUUUCUUUUUAGCUGAUGAUGCCUUUCCACUCA